Molecule: messenger RNA, 3144 nt
Organism: Nothoprocta perdicaria
Lineage: Eukaryota; Metazoa; Chordata; Aves; Tinamiformes; Tinamidae
Gene: PROX1
Product: prospero homeobox 1
Exons: 5
Coding region: 145-2355 (736 amino acids)
Biological process (GO): regulation of transcription by RNA polymerase II
Cellular component (GO): nucleus
Molecular function (GO): RNA polymerase II cis-regulatory region sequence-specific DNA binding; DNA-binding transcription factor activity, RNA polymerase II-specific
Source: RefSeq, a predicted model, not a curated record
UCUCCCUCUUUGCGCCGGCAACACCACAAAUAAUAAUAAUAAAAAAAAGAGGCUCAGUUUCGUCGCCUUUGCACCGAGGUCCCAGGAUUCUUGAGCUGAGCCCAGCUGACAAGCUUUUGAAGAUGGCACAAUAACAGUCCAGUGAUGCCUGACCAUGACAGCACAGCCCUCUUAAGCAGGCAAACCAAGAGAAGAAGAGUUGACAUUGGAGUGAAAAGGACGGUAGGGACAGCAUCUGCAUUUUUUGCAAAGGCAAGAGCGACGAUUUUUAGUGCCAUGAAUCCCCAAGGUUCAGAGCAGGAUGUUGAGUAUUCAGUGGUGCAGCAUGCAGAUGGGGAAAAGUCAAAUGUACUCCGCAAGCUGCUGAAGAGGGCGAACUCGUAUGAAGAUGCCAUGAUGCCUUUUCCAGGAGCAACCAUAAUUUCCCAGCUGUUGAAAAAUAACAUGAACAAAAAUGGUGGCACCGAGCCCAGUUUCCAAGCCAGCGGUCUCUCUAGUACAGGCUCAGAAGUACAUCAGGAGGAUGUAUGCAGCAACUCUUCAAGAGACAGCCCCCAAGAGUGUCUUUCCCCUUUUGGCAGGCCUACUAUGAGCCAGUUUGAUGUGGAUCGGUUAUGUGAUGAGCACCUGAGAGCUAAGCGCGCUCGGGUUGAGAAUAUAAUCCGGGGUAUGAGCCAUUCCCCCAGCGUGGCGUUAAGGGGCAAUGAAAAUGAAAGAGAAAUAGCUCCACAGUCCGUGAGUCCCCGAGAAAGUUACAGAGAAAACAAACGCAAGCAAAAGCUGCCRCAGCAGCAGCAGCAGAGUUUCCAGCAGCUGGUUUCGGCGAGGAAGGAGCAGAAGCGCGAGGAGCGCAGACAGCUGAAGCAGCAGCUGGAGGACAUGCAGAAACAGCUGCGCCAGCUGCAGGAGAAGUUCUACCAAAUCUACGACAGCACCGACUCCGAAAAUGAUGAAGAUGGCAACCUGUCUGAAGACAGCAUGCGCUCCGAAACCAUGGAUGCAAGGGCAGGCGACUCCGUUGGCCGCUCGGACAACGAGAUGUGCGAGCUGGACCCGGGGCAGUUCAUCGACCGGGCCCGUGCCCUCAUCAGGGAGCAAGAGAUCGCAGAGAACAAGCCCAAAAGAGAAGGUCCCAAGGAAAAGGAGCAAGGGCCAAAUUCUUUCCAUCCCGAAGGCAAACAUUUGGCCGAGACACUGAAACAGGAACUGAACACGGCCAUGUCCCAGGUUGUGGACACAGUGGUUAAAGUUUUCUCAUCCAAGCCCUCCCGCCAGCUUCCUCAGGUCUUCCCACCUCUGCAGAUCCCUCAAGCCAGAUUUGCCGUGAACGGCGAGAACCACAACUUCCACACGGCCAACCAGCGCCUGCAGUGCUUUGGGGACGUCAUCAUCCCCAACCCCCUGGACACCUUUGGUGGCGUGCAGAUGCCCAGCGCCACCGACCAAACCGAGGCGCUGCCCCUUGUCGUCCGCAAAAACUCAUCCGACCAAUCGGCCUCGGCGCCGCCGCCCGGGGGCCACCACGCCUCCCUCCACCAGUCCCCGCUGUCGGCCACGGCGGGCUUCUCCACCUCCUCCUUCCGCCAUCCCUUCCCGCUGCCCCUCAUGGCCUACCCUUUCCAGAGCCCGCUGGGCGCCCCAUCAGCCUCCUUCCCAGGAAAGGAGCGUGCCUCCCCUGAAUCCCUCGACCUGACUCGCGAGACCACGAGUCUGAGGACCAAGAUGUCAUCGCACCACAUGAACCACCACCCUUGCUCGCCAGCACACCCGCCCAGCGCCGCCGAAGGGCUCUCCUUGUCUCUCAUAAAGUCCGAGUGCGGCGACCUCCAAGACAUGUCUGAAAUCUCACCUUACUCGGGAAGUGCAAUGCAGGAAGGCUUGUCACCGAAUCACUUGAAAAAGGCCAAGCUCAUGUUCUUUUAUACCCGGUACCCAAGUUCCAAUAUGCUGAAAACCUACUUCUCAGAUGUAAAGUUCAACAGAUGCAUUACCUCUCAGCUCAUCAAGUGGUUUAGCAAUUUCCGUGAGUUUUACUACAUUCAGAUGGAGAAGUAUGCACGGCAAGCCAUCAACGACGGGGUCACGAGCACUGAGGAGCUGUCUAUAACCAGAGACUGUGAGCUCUACAGGGCCCUGAACAUGCACUACAAUAAAGCAAAUGAUUUUGAGGUUCCAGAGAGAUUCCUGGAAGUGGCUCAGAUCACGUUACGGGAGUUUUUCAAUGCCAUUAUCGCAGGCAAAGAUGUUGAUCCUUCCUGGAAGAAGGCCAUAUACAAGGUCAUCUGUAAGCUGGACAGUGAGGUCCCCGAGAUUUUCAAAUCCCCCAACUGCCUACAAGAGCUUCUUCAUGAGUAGAGAGUUCAGCAGCUAUUUAUGAAUGUAUGAAAGUAGCAGUCCCCUUCUGAUGCCCAAGUCAUGUGUGUCUCUAUUUUAAUUUCAUAUAUAUGUGUAUCACAUACAUAUAUAUGUAUAUGAAAUUAGACUGUGAUCCCUGCCGGGUUUAUCUUUAAGUUUUUGUUCGGUUCCAAGGGGAUAGUUGUUUUACUUCAGCCUUUGGUUUACUUUUGCCCAAGACCCUUAACAUUUGGAGAAUAAAUGGGUUAAUUUUCAGGGAGAAGAAUUUGGAAGCGUGUAAAAGCCUGUCUUAGCAAGUUAGGGCAUUAUGUUUUAAAAUGCUUUGUCAGAUUUAUUGCUUGCUGCAAAGUGGCAUUUUGUCUUAGUGAGACUAAUGUCAUGGCACAAUACUACAGACAAUGAAGUUUAUAUUGUUUAUACUGCUAAAGGUCUGAACUCUGUGGAGUCACUUCAUAAGCUUGGAGCUUUUUUAUUUUAUAUACUUUUUAACCAAUAAAUAGAUUUUGUUUCAUACUUCCAAAAAAAAAAAAAAAAAACCAAAAAAACUACAACAACAACAUCUAUUUUAGGUACUCACUCCAAGAAGUGAUACCCAAAAAAGCAAAGCUUGUUCUUCAUGCUUUCCAUACGGGAACAGUGAAUACCCUGCACCAGUAAUCAACAUGYCAGGUUGCUGUUUUUCUAAAUUGCAGCAAGGCAAGUUUGUACAAAUCCACUACUAUUCUUGCAGGGUAAGGCCAGUAAAUCAUGCACAAUAUUGGAACAACCACACUAAUUUUAUAAUAUGGU